AUUUGAACAUCACAUGCCCACAGCAGAUACUGCCCUCUUCCUAACCAACUGUGCGCACAGUCGGAAGCUAAAAUGGAGCCAAGUCGAGAAGAAGGUUCAGCCAAGAUGAAAAGAGAAGAGUUGGAAGGGAAAUGGCGGCUCUACGAGGCCUACAAUGAGCUUCAUGGCUUGGCACAGGAGUUCGACACGCCGUUCGAUGCGCCGGCUGUGCUGGUGGUGGGCCACCAGACCGACGGCAAGAGCGCCCUCGUUGAAGCCUUAAUGGGCUUCCAAUUCAACCACGUCGGCGGCGGCACCAAGACUCGCAGACCCAUAACUCUACACAUGAAGUACAACCCCGACUGCGACUCCCCUCUCUGCCAUCUCUUGUCCGAUUCUGACCCAUCUGUUUCCCACGAAAGAUCUCUACAACAAAUUCAGGCGUUUAUAGAAGCUGAAAACAUGAGGUUGGAGAAGGAGCCAUGCCAGUUUUCUGCAAAGGAAAUAAUAAUCAGAAUAGAAUACAAAUAUUGUCCAAACCUAACAAUUAUAGACACUCCUGGACUUGUUGCGCCUGCCCCAAGCAGAAAGAACCGGGCUUUCCAGGCUCAAGCUCGUGCAGUGGAAUCUCUGGUGAGAGCUAAAAUGCAGCAUAAGGAAUUUAUCAUAUUAUGCCUUGAAGAUUGCAACGAUUGGAGCAAUGCUACUACACGAAGGGUCGUUAUGCAGAUUGACCCUGAGCUGUCAAGAACAGUCGUUGUUGCAACCAAACUUGACACGAAAAUUCCUCAGUUUGCACGGUCUUCAGAUGUGGAAGUUUUUCUCUCUCCUCCCGCUUCUACACUUGAUGGCUUCAUGCUAGGCGGUUCUCCAUUUUUCACAUCUGUGCCUUCCGGUAGAGUUGGUUCUGGACCUGAAUCAGUUUACAGAUCUAACGACGAUUUCAAACAGGCUAUUUCAUCAAGGGAAAUUGAAGAUAUUGCAGCUCUGGAGGAGAAGCUUGGCAGAGCUCUUUCAGGACAGGAAAGAAUCAGAAUAGGUGUUAGCAGUCUUAGGCUGUUUUUGGAAGAAUUGCUUCUUAAAAGGUAUAUGGAUAGUGUGCCAUCUAUCAUUCCACUCCUUGAAAAGGAGUACCGAAGCAGUACGAGGAAGCUAAAUGAAAUUAAUCACGAACUCAGCUCGUUGGACGAAGUGAAACUCAAGGAGAAAGGCAGAGUCUUUCAUGAUCUCUUUCUAACCAAGUUAUCACUGUUAUUGAAAGGGACAGUUGUUGCACCACCUGAUAAAUUUGGAGAAUCUCUACAAGAUGAAAGGAUCAAUGGAGGAGCGUUUGUUGGAUGUGAUGGUCUUCAGCUCCCACAAAAGUUAAUACCUAAUGCUGUGAUGCGUCUUUAUGGCGGCGCUCAAUAUCAUCGUGCAAUGGCUGAGUUCCGGUUUGUUGUUGGAGGAGUCAAGUGCCCUCCUAUAACACGUGAAGAAAUUGUGAAUGCUUGUGGAGUUGAAGACAUCCAUGAUGGAACUAACUAUUCCAGGACUGCAUGUGUUAUCGCCGUUGCAAAGGCCCGUGAUACGUUUGAACCCUUUCUCCAUCAGUUGGGGUGUAGACUAUUGCACAUUCUGAAGAGAUUACUACCAAUUGCUGUUUAUCUGCUACAGAAAGACGGUGAAUAUCUUAGUGGUCAUGAUGUAUUUCUUAGGAGAGUUGCUUCUGCCUUCAACAACUUUGCAGAAUCUACUGAAAGAUCAUGCCAUGAAAAAUGCAUGGAGGAUUUAGUUAGCACCACUCGUUAUGUGACAUGGUCACUCCACAAUAAGAACCGAGCUGGAUUACGCCAGUUCCUAGAUUCAUUUGGUGGGUCAGAGCAUUCUUCUAUGAAUGGCAGUUCUGCUUCAGCUGGUCAAGAGUUGUCAACCGAAUAUGUAAAUGGUGAAACCAAACCCAGGACGGAUGUAAAGGUUACAUCAAAGAAUAAUGAGUUAAGUAUGAGCUGCCAGACAUCAGAAACCAGACUAGCUGACCUCUUAGAUAGCACUCUAUGGAACAGAAGGCUUGCUCCUUCUUCCGAAAGGAUUGUUUAUGCAUUGGUUCAACAAAUAUUUCAUGGCAUAAGAGAAUAUUUCUUGGCUUCAACAGAAUUAAAGUUCAACUGUUUUCUCCUCAUGCCGGUUGUGGACAAGUUGCCUGCCCUCCUUCGCAAAGACUUGGAAUCUGCAUUCGAAGAUGAUUUGGACAAUGUUUUCAACAUCACCAACCUGCAGCAUUCAUUUGGACAGCAGAAACGCGAAACUGAGAUUGAGUUGAAAAGAAUACAAAAACUUAAAGAGAAGUUCAGGUGCAUUCAUGAACAACUUAAUUCCCACAAGAUUUAAGUUUUGGCAAGUAGUGAUCUUAGUUGGUACUGAAAGAGAGAAGUCAGGUUUGCUAUUCUGUAAUUUUCAAGCUUGAGUUUGAUUGCUUUCUCGCCAACCCCAUUUUGAGGAAAAUAUUUUUGAGAAAUAAAUCAAAGUAAAAAAACAUAAAACCCCCUGAAAGAAAAUAAAAAUGGAUAAAACAUCUGAUCAGAAGAAAUCUUGAGAUCAUGCAACUAAUAAAACGUUCUGAACCAAGAGUGGUGCUUAUUAAUCAACAACCAGAAGAAGAGAUGGCUGCAGGAAACCCAUUAUGCAGAAACAACUGAGAAGUGAGAAGUCUUGUUUUCAAGAGUUUAAUUGUUCUCAUUUUAAGAGGGAGAGGAGACUUGAGUCAAGGAGAGACUGAAUUUGCACUAUGAAGGAGAUGAAAGGAGAAGAUCAAACAAGCUGAGCUGAGCUCAAAUUUGGUCUGGUCGAGCUGGAUGAGAAUGCAUUGGCUUGAACUCGAAUGAGCUUAAUAAAUAGAUUAAUCUCACCACUAAUUUUGCUCAUAAACUUUUAUAUUUUUCAGGAUAUAAUAAGUUACUUGAGCUCCAAUCUGAACUGAUUUGUAUUUUCUAAUUUUAAAAUUAUCCAUAUUAUAUUUAAUUAUUUAUACAUACAAAUAAGCGUACCCACCUCAUAAGCAUAACACAACCAAUCAACUAAGGGUCCAAAAUAAAAAAUAAACUGGAAGAUAACAAUACUAAAAUGCAAACUAAACGAGCCUGUCACAGUGUCACCGCUUACCAAGCUCCAUUAUUCUUGAUCUCUUCUAACCAAGGUCUUCCACAAAGAGCCAAGGCUCUAGCUCGUCAUUCCAUGGCGGUGGUUCAGGAGGAGGCCGAACCAUCAAGACUAGGCUUGGACUCGGUGCGGGCCACCCGGCCCGGUGCUGUGUG
This is a messenger RNA of Cuscuta epithymum, 3272 nucleotides long. Lineage: Eukaryota; Viridiplantae; Streptophyta; Magnoliopsida; Solanales; Convolvulaceae. The record is from the annotation of a GenBank genome assembly.